AUGCAACCAGGCCGCGCCACGAUACAGCAUGGCACCUCCUCCAACCCCUCCAUCGAACCCACAACCGCCGCCUCCCUCCACGCCUUCGCCGAAGCCUGCGCAAACGGCAACAUGGACACCGUAGCCAUCCUCGCAACCGGCGACGACCACUACCCCAAUACGCAACACUACCUCAACCACGGCCUCCUCGCCUCAAUCAUCCACAAACAACUGCCAAUCGCCCGCUUCCUACUCUCCCACGGCGCAACGAUCACCCCAUCCAUAGCAAUGGCGGCCGUCAGAGGCGAAUGCACACCGAUUUUCGAACUGCUGCUGGAGAACGGGUGGGAUGUGAACAGCCCCGUCACGGGCGGACAACCUGCCCUGUCGGCAUUCGUGAAGAACGAAGCGCUGCUGAAGUGGUUCCUGGACCACGGCGCAGACCCCAAUCUCGGGCCCCCUCCUUCACCGCAACCGGAUUCUGCACCCGUCCCGGAUUCCGGCUCCACCCUCGACUGCGCCGCCUCCGCCGCCACGCCCGCGAUCUUCGACCUCCUGCUCCGACACGGCGCGAAACUGGAGAAUAGCCAAGCGCUGCACAUGGCGGCGGCGAGCCAGGAGGACGCGGGGAGGAUUCCGAUGAUGGAAUACUUGCUGCGCAAGGGCUGCGAUAUAAACGCCAGUGAUGGGGCGAGAGGGUUCCAGGCCGUGGGACCGCCGUUGUUCUAUGCGAUCAGGCAGGGCCAGGUGCAGAAGGUGCGCUGGUUGUUGGCACACGGGGCUGAUGCGAGGGUCGAGGGGAGAGGAGGGGCGACGGCGUUGAGAAUGGCGGAGCAGACGGGGGUGGGGGAUGUGAUUGCCAUGGUCAAAGAGACUCUGGAGAGGGUGGGGGACCGAGCUCAGGCGUAG
Letharia columbiana is the source of this 888-nucleotide messenger RNA. RefSeq lists its product as uncharacterized. The transcript has a single exon. Gene Ontology annotation, cellular component: nucleus; cytoplasm. Lineage: Eukaryota; Fungi; Ascomycota; Lecanoromycetes; Lecanorales; Parmeliaceae. Bases 1 to 888 code for a protein of 295 amino acids. Gene Ontology annotation, molecular function: protein binding. The record is from RefSeq and is a predicted model, not a curated record.